GUCAAUACAAACAUUUCUGUGUCUCAGUCACGAUCAAACCGCAAGAGUCACGGAUCAAAUUAAAACUGAUGUGGUCUGGGAGAGUUAAAUAUACCUAGAUAAAUGUAGCCAGAUCACUAUGAUGAAUUCCAUGGAGAGCGAGCAGACGUCUGUGCUUCUGUCCAAAUACCUGGAGAAGAAGUACACUGGGACAGAGGAGGCCAUCAACAUCAAGAGGAAGGCAAUAAUCUUAACUGAAAGUUUGAUAAAUUCUGAUUUUAAUGAUCACAUUGACACUGGAAGUUACGGGGAAGGAUGUUAUCAAAAGGGUUCAGAUAUGGACAAAAUGAAUGUAGACAAGACAGUAGCAGUAAUGUACCCCGAUCAGUGUAUUCCUCAACACCUGGUACACAAAACCAUUCUGUACAUUCGAAAGGCAGACUGUCGCCCUGGCUAUGUCAAUUUAGAGAUAGAUCAACUAUUUUUUAAACACUCAUUUGACAAAUAUUUUUCCAAUUCACUAGUUCAAAUUGGAAAUUCAUUGUUCAUUUCCAGUGAUAUGUACAGGGAGGAAUGGGUCAGUUUCUAUACAACCAUCCCUGGUAUAAAAUGUGAAUCCAAUGGACCCAGUAGCGCAUUUACAGGUAUGGAGGAUAAAGAUAUAGUUCAUUGUUUUCAGUGUAACAGUUGGCCAAAGGAAGCAAAUGAAUGGAUUACUCGCACACGUCUGUAUGGAUGGCCACAUCAAACACUGAUAGACAAAACAGUAAGCAACGGAUUUCAUGUUGUCCCAGUUGGCGAUAAAUGUUCGGAAGAUACAUUUCUACAAUGGAGAAUCUCAUUUGCAGUUGCCGAAAGGUCUUUGGUUCAUUCCUUUAGCAACAUCCAAGUCAAAGUGUACACACUGUUGAAAUAUUUCUUAAAACAAAUAAAGGAGACAUUGAAAGAAUCUAUUGGGGACGAUGACAUCUUGUGCUCCUACUUCUUAAAAACAAUCCUGUUUCAUGCAAUAGAGAAUUCCAGCCACACAUUCUGGCAAGAGAAAAACCUUUUUGAUUGUUUUUGGUUUUGCUUCAACAUUCUGAUUGCGUGUGUCAGGGCAGGAUUCUGUCCCCAUUACUUCAUCCCAGCAAACAACUUGUUCCAGAGGAAAGUUCAUGGACAGAAUCAACAAAUACUACUGGGCAUUUUGGACAACUACUGUCAGAUGAAAUGGAUGUGCCUCUCGGUAGGAAACUUCAUCAAACCUUCAAUUUGGGAGGAUCUGUGUGACACCUCUGUUCAGGCAAAUCUUGUUUCCGCAACAAAUUUACAACAAAAUAUCCUGGAUCAUGACAAGGGUGACUCUUGUUGCUUUGUCAUUGAGAUCUCCACUCAAACAAGAGCAGGUCAGCAAGGCAUUGCACUUGUUAUCGACAUCAAAGACAAAUUUUGAAGAAGUUUUCACAUAUUACAGUGCGAUAGACAGCAUCCGAUGUCUUGCAUCAGAACUGAUCUCUAAAGAUCUACCGGAAGCUCCAGGCAACAAGACAAGGUACCGGAGACUGCGGAGAUGUAAAUACUGGAUGACCCCCAAUGUUGUCAUGGGAACAGAAGUGUUGCAUUUGGCAACUUUUCAUUUUCUAACUGGAAAUUUCUGUAAAUGCUUAGAGAUGAGCAGAGGAGUAAUGAAACUAGCAUCCUACUACUCACAGGACAACCUACUUCAUCCAGAACUAUGUAUAUUGCAAAGACAGCUGCAGAAUCAUCAACCACAUGGCUGUAUGAUGGACAGACUCCAGAAAAUGUACAUGUAUCCCAUUUAUUUUCGUCAAGAGGAUAUCCAUCUUCCUCAUCUUAGUUUAGAACUAAAUCAUGAAUUUAUAUUUAUCUCCCCCCUACCAUAUGUCCUGUUUCUGAACUUUCUGUGUUGCCACAAGCUUAGAGACACCAGAGGACGGGAUGAAGCAUUACAGGACCUGAUGAAGAUUCAGUAUCAUGGGAAACAAGGGGGACACAUAUUCUGGAUAGUUCACACACUUCUGGGAAUUUGUUACCAAACACUUGGGGACAACGACAGGGCCAUCAGGGCUUACUGGGAGUCAGCACAAUCAAAGGGUGACUUCCAUGAUUGGAAUCCUGCCAUUGACAGGAUAGCCGUGGUGUAUCUAUGUAUGUAUGUCUCACAGAGGUCUGACAGAGGAUAGCUGUGGUGUAUCUAUGUAUGUAUGUCUCACAGAGGUCUGACAGAG
Molecule: messenger RNA, 2210 nt
Organism: Pecten maximus
Lineage: Eukaryota; Metazoa; Mollusca; Bivalvia; Pectinida; Pectinidae
Exons: 2
Coding region: 119-1414 (431 amino acids)
Source: RefSeq, a predicted model, not a curated record